Messenger RNA from Tetrahymena thermophila SB210, 261 nucleotides. RefSeq lists its product as hypothetical. The transcript is spliced from 2 exons. The record is from RefSeq and is a predicted model, not a curated record. Lineage: Eukaryota; Ciliophora; Oligohymenophorea; Hymenostomatida; Tetrahymenidae.
AUGGGAUUAUUUGCCUAAAUUUAUAUUUAUGAUUCAGAAUCUUUGUAAAAUAUUGCAAAAAUUAAUGGUUCAUUUCCAUCAAACUUACUUGGAGAUGUUGUAGAUAUGUUCUUUGAUUAUAGUUCUGCCGAAAUUGUUUAUUUAGAUACAUUUGGAAACGUUUAUAUCUACCGUUUAUAUGCAGAUUUUGCAAUUCAAAUACAUAAACUAUCUACUAAAUUGACUAUACUUUGUCAGGAUUUGAAUAUGAAUCACAGCUGA